AUGGCGAUUUUGAUCAGAAAAUGGCAUAGUGGUGACGAUGUUGGGGUUAGGGUUUCCGGCAGUUGGAAAUAUCGGCAAAUGAGGCGGAAAGAACAAGAUCGACUUGCAAGGAUGGAUGCUGACUUCCGGGAAAGAAAGGAGCUGGGUGAGUUUGCUCAGCGAAGGGAAGAAAGAUUGAAGGCUGCCGAGGAGCGUACAGCCAAGAAGUGUCUGAAACGACAAAAGAAGAAACAGAGGAAAAAGAAGAAAAUGAGUAAACCCGAAAAUGGCGGACUUGAGUACAACAAAGAACAACAACAAUCUUCAGACGAUGAUGGUGAAUCUGACAAAUAG
This is a messenger RNA of Andrographis paniculata, 333 nucleotides long. RefSeq lists its product as uncharacterized. The record is from RefSeq and is a predicted model, not a curated record. The transcript is spliced from 2 exons. The coding region runs from base 1 to 333 and encodes 110 amino acids. Gene Ontology annotation, molecular function: protein kinase binding; protein kinase inhibitor activity; double-stranded RNA binding. Gene Ontology annotation, biological process: negative regulation of protein kinase activity. Gene Ontology annotation, cellular component: nucleolus. Lineage: Eukaryota; Viridiplantae; Streptophyta; Magnoliopsida; Lamiales; Acanthaceae.